This is a messenger RNA of Ectocarpus sp. CCAP 1310/34, 1593 nucleotides long. The record is from the annotation of a GenBank genome assembly. Lineage: Eukaryota; Phaeophyceae; Ectocarpales; Ectocarpaceae.
GAAAGCCUCCGUGUGUGCACCGGAUGACCCGCGACAGUAGCUUUUACCUCCUGGUGGCCCUGGUGGCUACCGCUGUCCUUCCUCUCUGCCCUGCUUUCGUUGUGCACAUGUCUUCGGGAACAGCAGUAACAAGCCACAGGACCAGCGAGGACUACAGACGUUCGCUCGUUGUGGUGGGUCUAAACGGUGCCCAACAGCGCACCAUCAUCUUCAAGCCCCCAAAGGGCCUACGCGUGGGCGACGUCAAUCGGGCGAGCUCCGUUGGUUCAGGCAUCGGAGGCAAGGGACAGAACGUGUGCGUCGCGCUUCGAACUCUUGCGGAGGGCGGCGGUGUUGCGGACGAUGGUGCUCAGGGAGAUGUUGAUGUCACGCUAGCCCACUUUGCCGGCGGCAAAUCAGGCGAAUCUGUGUGCGAAAACCUCUCCGCCAUGGGCGUGAAGCUCAUCACCUCGGCCACCGAGGCCGAGAUGCGAUUAUGCACCUCCCUCGUGGACGAACGCUUCGGCGAGACGACGGAGAUCAUAGAGCCCUGGUCGGCAGAGAUCACGGACGAAGAGCAGCAAGUUCUUCUGGCGGACUGCAAGUCGACGUUCGGAGAGGUUCCCUGCAUCCACGGAGUGGCGGUGAUGGGGAGCAAUCCUGUGGGAGUGGGCAAGGACGCACUCGUGGACAUCAUGGGCGCGAUCACGAAGUCGGCAGGCUUCAAGGGGGCGGAGACGCGUGUGCUGGUAGAUAGCGUGGUCGGGUUCCAGGCUCUCGUGGACACCGGCCACAUUAGCUUGCUAAAGGUUAACGCCGAAGAAGUGGUGUCGCUUGCGGAGAGCGGGAGGGAGGGCGACGGCGAGGGAGAAGGGGGGGGGGGCGUGUCCGUGUGGAUGGAAGACAAGCUGGCGAUGGCGGCAGCCGAGCUGUUCGUGCGGCACGAGGGCCGCUUGCCGUGGAUCGCGGUGACGAACGGGGGUCUUCCAUCGUACCUCUUCAGCCGAGAGUUCCUUGGGGAGGACGGAUCCUUGAGCUCGUUUUGGAGAGUAACCCCCGCACCGGUGGACGCCGUAAACCCAAUCGGGGCGGGAGAUGCGGUGGCCGCGGCGACGCUGUACGAGUGGACGCGAGGCGAGGAGUUGCCGGAGGCGUUCCGAAGAGCUCUUUCCGUAGGGGGUGCGACGUGCACGAGCAGGAACCCCGUCUGCAACUCUUACUUCUCGAUCGAGGAGGCCAGGGGGCUCUUGCCUGAUGUUCGCCUAGAGCAGAUUCGGCGAAAGUAGGGAUGGAUCGGAUCCGAGCCUCGAAGGAGUUCUGUUCGCCGUCGUAGUAGAGCACGAGUUCUAGUUAUUGACGAUUUGUCAUGUUGUCUAAUACCUAUCCUCCCGUGUUGGAUGCGGCCCAUAGUCUAGAGUGUUGCGUCCAGCAUGAGAAUAUGGAUACACGGUAACCAGCCCUCGAUGCUCGCUUUUUUCUCGGCCCUUCGGUCGCACUCGCAAGUUGCCCUUUGGUCCAAGAUAGCUAUUGCUGUAGACUGUAGUUUGAGACUCUUUGCGAGGGUGCGAAUGUUGAUUCUUCCACAUCGUUAUGUUGACAGCCGCAGCAGCAGCA